Esox lucius (northern pike) is the source of this 5844-nucleotide messenger RNA. Its product is annotated as leucine zipper putative tumor suppressor 2 homolog. The transcript has 10 exons. Gene Ontology annotation, biological process: negative regulation of canonical Wnt signaling pathway; cell division. The record is from RefSeq and is a predicted model, not a curated record. The coding region runs from base 557 to 2926 and encodes 789 amino acids. Lineage: Eukaryota; Metazoa; Chordata; Actinopteri; Esociformes; Esocidae.
CUCGGACAAGAGCAGCAAGUUCAGACGCGGUGCUCCGUUCUGCUCCGUACGUUUCCCUGUCUGCCGGUGGCGCUGAACGGUUACAGGCACGCGGAACGGAGGGGGGCUGGGAUGCGCGUGAGAGAGAACAGAACGAGAGAACCGGACGGGGGAGCGCGAGCAUGUAGCAGAUCUGUUUCUCUUCCAAGGCGACGUGUUCCGAACAGAAAAGAGAAUGAGAAGCAAAAGAAGGAUUAGCUUUAGUUUAUAUUCGUGAAAGGACGAAUGUGGGAAAUACAGCGAAUAGAGACCGGAUUUACGGUUUAAUAUCAACGGAAGAACUUAUUUCACCCAAGACACAUCUGGAAAUUGUCGGUCUUCAGACGUUCACUGCAAGCAGCAGCUUUCGAGACUCCAGGGUAGGGGCUGUAGUGGAGGAGAGUAGGACCGGGAAGGAGCUGGGUCUUGGGGAUGAGAGGGCCCUGUUCUGUUCCUGUCUCCCCCAGAGAACCAGGAGAACACUGGGACUCACUAGCAGAGUGUGUGUUGGGUUCCUGUCCGGCGUUGUCCUGGUGCCAUGGCUCUGGUCCAGACCCUGCCUGUGUCCGUGACUGACCAUCCCAAGCCUCCUAGCAGCCUUGACGUCGUCUCCCUGUCCCCCGUGGUCGGAGGGCCCUGCAUAUCCUGUGGUCCCGGAGCAACCAUGGGCUCCGUCAGCAGCCUCAUCUCCGGACGGACCUAUCAGGAGCAGCGACACUGCCGGGCCGCCAGCGAGUUCAGCGCCAAGCCACGCCGUAACACCCCAACCACCAGCUGUUUCCGUCUCCAGGGCGACAGCAACACUCUCCGCAGUGGAAGCUCCCUGGAACAACUACUGGUCAUCAACAACCAGACCCAGCUCCAAACCACCCAACCGCAGCCGCCACCGCUACCCACCAAGAAGCAGCCCCGGGCGGGUAACUCGGCCGGCGGGGCUGUGGGUGGUGGUGGUGGUGGUGGUGAUGCCGGAAAUGGGAACCAGGGAUUUGUGACUGUGGGAGACUGGAAUGAUAACCGUGCUGUGACAGUCGGCAGUCCAUGUAGCGACUCAGACGAGCAAAAGGAUAAAAGAGGUCUAAACGGAAACAUUGGCGGUCCACCACCUAAACUCAUCCCUGUGUCCGGAAAACUGGAGAAGAACAUGGAGAAGAUUCUGAUCCGUCCCACGGCAUUCAAACCGGUGGUCCCCAAGAAUCGUCACUCUGUGCAGUACCUUUCCCCCAGACCAGGGGGCAGCCUCUCUGAAAGCCAGGGAAGCCUCAAUCUGCUCCUGCCUAUGAAUGGGAAUAAUGGGAAUAUGGUGGUUAAUGGCACAGGGAGCUAUGGCAACGUCGUAUCCCUGGUAUGCUCUUCCUCCGCCUCGUACACCGGAGGACGCAACGCUCGUAGCAGCCAGUCCUGCUCUAUGUCAGACUCUGGACGUAACUCCCUGUCCAGCCUCCCAACCCACAGCAGCACCAGCUAUAGCUUGGCCCACAGCGAAGCCUCCGGGUCAGGCUUAGGAUCUGGGGGGUCCGGGGUGGGCCUGGAGCCUGUGACCGGGAGAACCGCGAUUACCACCGGAGGGUCGGGGACCAAUGGAGGUCACGUUCACUCCUCCUCCCAUGGUCACUCAAACUCGGACAGUGGGCGAUCAUCGUCCAGUAAGAGCACAGGGUCGCUGAGCGGGCGUGGCCAGCCCCUGUCGGACAGCGGUUCUUGCGGACGCUCGCCUCCUCUCCUGGAGGGUUACGAGGGAGUGGUGAGGGAGCUUGAGGAGAAGCUGAGGGAGAGGGACCUGGAAUUGCAGCAGCUCAGAGAGAACCUGGAUGAAAACGAGGCUGCCAUCUGUCAGGUGUAUGAGGAAAAGCAGCGUCGAUGUGAGAGGGAGUUAGAGGAGCUGAGACAAAGCUGCUCUUCUAAGAUGAAGCAGGCAACACAGAAGGCCCAGAGGGUACAACAGGCCUUACAACUACAGGUGUUUCAGCUGCAACAGGAGAAAAAGAAGCUCCAGGAGGAUUAUUCCGCUCUGAUGCAGGACAGGGAGGUGCUGGAGAAAAGGUGUGCCUCCAUACAGAGAGAACAGACCCAGCUGGGACCACGUCUAGAGGAGACCAAAUGGGAGGUGUGUCAGAAGUCAGGCGAGAUCUCCCUCUUGAAACAGCAGCUGAAGGAACUUCAGUCAGAGCUGAGCCAGAAGGGUGGCGAGUUGGUGGUCCUGAAAUCCCAGCUGAGGGAGGCCAGGACUGAUCUCCAGAACAGCCAGGCUAAAGGGCAGGAGGCUGGGUCGGCCCUGCGAACACGUUCCCUGGAGCUGGAGGUCUGCGAGAAUGAGCUGCAGCGGAGGAAAAGUGAAGCUGAGCUGCUCCGUGAGAAAGUUGGACGCUUGGAGGAGGAGUCUACCCGCCUCCGAGAGGCCCUGGCCAAUCACGGGGGAGCUUAUCUUCCUGGAGGUCAGCCCCCAGCCACCAAGAGCCAGUGUAUGAGCCUGCCCCUCCCCCAGGGGCGCGGUGGAGGACGAGGGGUGCCCAGCCCGUCUGUGCUGUACCGUGAAGUGGAGGAGAGUAGGCUGGGGUGGGGGGGGGAGAGUGACGAGGCCAAGGCUCAGAGGCAGAGUGUUGAAGCAGUGCUGGGACUCAGGCAACAGGUGGAAAGGUUGAAGGCAGAGCUGAUGUACGAGAGGAGGAGCAGUGAGGAGCAGUUAGGGGGGUUUGAGGAGGAGAGGAGAGUCUGGCAAGAGGAGAAGGAAAAGGUGAUCCAGUACCAGAAACAACUGCAGCAGAACUACAUUCACAUGUACCGGAGGAACCGGGACCUGGAGAGGCUGAUGAGAAAACUCAGUUUAGAGCUGGAGAACAGAGACGCAGAGGAAUACGCUGUCCAUAGCAAUGACAUCCACUUUGAGGAGAUCACCGCUACUGAGAUCUAGAAGGACCACACGGUUGUUCUCUAACCACAGAGAGAUUUGGAGAUCUGAUGGGGGUGUCCUGUAGCCCCAUAACUUUGAGUCCUAACACCGUAAUAUGAUCAGAUUUUCACAUCACUGCUACUGAGAGGACGUCUCCAAGUGGAUCCCCAUUCCCUAUUUAACGCACUACUUUUGGCUAGAAAACAAUCUGGUGUUUUAAAUGACUACAGAGGGAGUACCUGGGCUUUGUUUGACACAAUGUACUUUUUUGCGUCGUAUAUACAAAGACCCUACUACACAUUGGUAGGUCCCCUCUUCUUAAACCACGCAGGAACUGUGGAUUCUUCACAGACUUGAAUGAAAGUCCAAGGUAUAUUUCAGAGAGUUCAAAAGUGCACGCUCUCUCUCUCCCGUUUUCACCACUGACUUUCAUAUCAGAGAUACAAGUGUUUUCAAAGGUAUUGAUGUUUUAUCUGCCGGGCCAGUGGGGAAAGAUCAAGGAUGUUAUUGCUGAGACAGUGUGUCCGGGUGCUGUAACGGUAAUGGUAGAUGUGAACGGGCUCAGGCGGCUGGUCCACCGCAGGCCAAGAAACCAUCGGCGGAGGUGCUGGCACGGCUGCUGGUACUUUCAGGUAGCCGUCUUGGAUGCGUGAGCACAUGCUGAUCUAUCAGGGAUGUCAGUGGACCGCCGGAUCUGUGAGGUCACAGCAGUGUGUAUCAGCGAGGUCGGCGGGUUCGUAUAACUGCGAGGUCAGGGUGGUGUGUCACUGGGGUCGGGGGUCAUGUUGCAGUGAGGUCAGGGCUGUGUAUCAGUGAGUAUGUGGUGGCACUUGGCCCAAUGCCCCCCCCCCCCCCCCCAACAUCCUUGUAGAACUGUGCUGUUGUCUCCGUGGCCUCUCUCAGUGACACACACUCUGGACUGCGAAUACUCUUUGACACUGCUCCCCUCACUCACUCCAAUUAGAAAAGCCAAAUAAAACAUCCAAGUCUUCCUGUUUAUUCCGGACUGUGAGGUCCACUCACUGACAUGUAGAUUAGGUGGAUGCCAUGAUUGUAUGGUUUCCCCUUGUCUGGGAGAACCGUCCAGGUAGUAGUGAGGGUUCGUGCUGGACAGUGCAUGAUGGGAUUAGCAUUAGCCAGGCAGGUGAUUAGGGAACUGUUUAGAGUGGUGAUGUUAUGGCCUUGGGUGAGGUAAACCUCUGGCAUCUCAGCCGCCACUGGAAACCAUAGAAAUACUAGUGCUGGACUGAAAUUAUAUUUCUAUGCUGGGAACCAUUGAUAAAGAUGGAAGUCCGCUGUUGUGCUUCCUCCUAACAAGGGACUGAGCUAGUGGUCUUUUAUAGAAACCGGUAGACCAGAGUCUAUACAAAGGCAUUUAAAGGAAGAAUGGAAUCAAUAUGAUCUAUGAUGAUGAUGAUGUAUAUUUUUUAUAGCACCUGAAUAUAUUUUGUGGUAGCAGCACCGGUACCAUUGUGGGUUUAAUAUCCAAAGUAAAAUAAAUAGUUGUAUAUUAUCUUAACAGCACUACACAUCCCGAUGAGAUGAUCAAUCCCAAUCGAAGUGGGUCUGGAAAGACAGGAGCGGGUAUUACAAAACGUCUGUUUUCACACUGUCUUGAACAAACACAGAGUCAAGAUUCAAAUUCCACCAGUUGUUGCCCAAGAUGCACUUUGAUUUAACAUACCUACAGCAAUAUUGGAGAUUUACAAUAUGGUGAAUGGUCAUCCUGGUUCAGUGCGAUUGAUUUUCCGUUUGGCUUGUCAUCAUCAUCAAUGUUAUCCAUAUCACACAAUAUCAUCUUCCUCGUUUCAUGUGUUUGUCAUCUUCAGACUACAAUUAUAAGCAUACAAAGUAUUAACAUACAAAGCGUAAUCAAAAUAAUAUCUCCACUACGUGCGUGUUCAUCACAUAGAAAAAGGGAAACAGGGAAAACGUUUUCCACAAUUCAAGAUGUAUCUUUGAGGAGUGGAACGUAAUACACAUCCAAUAGAAUGCGUGCAUGCGAGCCUGUCCUCCUUCCCUUGGCAAAGACUGUCAACAUUGACUAUGCUUACAUGCACACUAAAAGUUGACACUGAGCUGAUUAGGGUGAUUCUUUGAGUUGGGCGUACGGUCACAUAAACACCUCUGAUUGUCGAAGGUCAUAAGAGAAGUAAUCCUAAACUAGCAAAAACUGCUGCAACUAGCACUAGUGACAUCAGAAAUUAAUGAAUCAUUUGCUAUUAUAACUUUAUUUGCCCAAACUCAAUCAAAAUAGGAAUCUGAAAAAAGAUGAUCUGUGUUAUAUUUAGUUCUAAUUUCCUACAUUUUCACAUUUCCAUCAGGUAUGUCCAUAUGAACCAGAUUGGUGGGGAAAUAGUUUUAGCAAAGCAUGUAAACGUUUUAAUCAAACUUUUAUAUUAACAAGAGUAUUUUACAAUUAUUGUAUUUUUGGAUACAUGUUAAUGUACCCACCAACAUGUUUUAUUUCCGUCCUAUCCUCUGUCACAGUUUGGAUGUAGCAUUGCGUUUCACUCCGUCAGGUGGAACAAGUAGUACAAAUGUAGUGAACUGUAAAGGACACCCUCAGUCAAAGCACAGUGCAAUCUGGGUGGCCUUUUUCACAUAUCACAGCUUUAUAACCCAAUAAUAACAAUAUUCUUUGUAAAAAUCUAACAGCGAAUGAGAUAUAUAGAGCAACAUAUUCUAGUCCUUCACGCAUACAAAAAUAUAUAUUUGAAAUGUAGUCAGGGCGACUAGACCAAAGCAAUGUAAUGCGUUUGUUUUUGUCAUGUUACUUUUUUUUCCGUAGUGUGCUAAAAAUAUUCAAUCAUAUUUUGUGUUUUCAGUGUUACGUUUCUUUAUUAAUCCAUGAUGUUUGUGGUUCUUUCUGUAUAUUUCCAUGCUGUAAAUGUCUUGUACAAAAUUACUUUGUUUUUAAUUAAAGAUACAAAAUGUCA